Iphiclides podalirius (scarce swallowtail) is the source of this 1062-nucleotide messenger RNA. NCBI's taxonomy places the organism in Eukaryota, Metazoa, Arthropoda, Insecta, Lepidoptera, Papilionidae. The record is from the annotation of a GenBank genome assembly.
AUGACCAUGAGGAAGGAAACCUCUAUAAAAAAUCUCACAACCCUAAGGUCGAGCGUGCCGAUGGGGGACCAACACUGUAAGGAGGGAGCCGUGCUGGGAGAAUCUACUAACUCGGCACGAUACUCAAGGGGAAGGCGGGGUAGGCGGGGACGCAUAGCUCAUUCUAGAGAACCAAAAGAAGCUGAGUCUGAUGGUUCACAGCUGUCACUCGUAUCAAUUGCUUCAGAAGAUACGCGAAAAAGAAAGGCAAAGGCUCCAAGUGUUAAAUCGGUGGCCGCUAAAUACAAGGCGGUAGCAGCCUCUGCCUCGGCAACCCCUACUGAAGUGGAGGAUAUGGCUACUGAGCUUAAAGCCAUCGAGGAGGUAGCGAAUCGAUCCCGCAAUUUAAAGGGAAGCUUCGCUCAGAGCUUAAGGCUAGCCGUGCGGAAUGUGAAAGCCGCAGCUGAAGAGCUUGCCAGAAGGGCCACUACGGACGAGAAUAUUGCUAGACUAGAGAGAGAAAAUGCUGAACUACGUUCAACACUCUCUAGCCUUAGCAACAGAGCGGAUAAGCUGACGGAGGAAAUUAACUAUCUCCGUAAACAGACCCAUGAAAGAGUCAGUCUCACUAAACCAAAUGCAGAUGCUCCAACGCCCAGUAGUAGCGAGGAGGCAAUAAUGGAACGCAUUGGAGCGUUUGUUGAGAGUAAAUUGGCGGCUUUCGAAGCCCGGUUGUUGCCUACAGUAACACCGUCGCAAAAGAAGAGACAUAAAAAGAAGAAGAAACGGCAGAAGCCCACAUAUCCACCAGUGGCAGAUUUACCUCCUGUAGCGAAGCCUGUGCCGCAAACUUCUAUAUCUGCAGUGACAAACUCUUGGGCAGAUGUGGCUAAAAAACAAAAAGUACACCAGUCGAUACAAAAAUCGCCGCAGUACUAUGUGCCCAACGAACGGCCCACAAAGAUUAGACGGAAACCAGUCCGUGCCCCAACAUCUGCGGCUGUAACAAUUACAUUACGGGAGGGUUCCACCGCUACCUAUGGUAGCAUAAUGAAGGACGCAAAAACUAAAAUUCGGCUAGAG